GCUCGCUCUCCUAUUCUACCAUGGAUCAGGAUCUUGUGGAAGAACCACCGCAGAAGAGAGUAAGAGGCGAUCCUUCUCCGCCGCCUCCUUCGAACCUUUUAGAUCAAUCGAUGGCGAGAUCUUUCCCUCUACUGUCUCUCGUUGGUGGUCGAAGGAGCUCUAAAACGCCAAAACAGAAACGGCCCAAACCUGAUGAAGACCCGAAUGGUGGUGAGGAAAAAAGGAAAGAGAUCAGACAAGUUUCUACUCAUGUAAUCCCAAAUUCAAAUACUGGUAAGACCAAGCCACCUACGACUAGGAGACAAGGCAGAGGCAAGGAUAUUGUUGCCUCUGGAAACACCAUGAGUAAAUGCUGUUCUGUCUUUGACGACUUUGGCCUGGAAAAAGUCAGGCAGGGUUUCCACAGGCAAGGCAACAUGAUACGUUAUGACUUAUUACUUUUAUGGGACUCUCACCAUGGAUUUGUUGCUGAAUGUGGUCCAUCUAGGGAUGUAGACUUAGGUGAACCCCUUUCCUUGACUUUGCUUAUGUUUUCUGGCCAUGAGAAUACUAGAGUGAAUUCUCCAAUGGAAUCUGCAGGCUUUCAUGUGGAUGAUUCACAAGUAACAUUGAAUGUUUCUCUGGGCCAUCAAUGGAGACACAGUGGAAGUGUAGUUUCUGUAUCGUCUCCAGGAAUAUUUGUCUCUGAAAUGCUUCAGCCUAAAUUCUAUGAGAUGAUGCUAUCAAAGGUAGAUAAGUUCGGAGAGUGGGUUAAUGUGGCAAAGAUCCAGAUCACGAAACCAAACACCAUGAGGAAAUACGGUACCUUGCUUGACAACUUUGGACUGGAUAGCAUGCUUGAAAAUAUCAUGGAGGUGUUCCCGGAAGUGUGUGGAUCAAAGUCUGACUCUCAGAAUGGAUUUGUUGUUGAAUAUGGCACAGAUAGGGAUAUUGACUUAGGCUUUCAUGUGGAUGAUUCAGAACUAACAUCGAAUGUGUCUUUGAGUAAACAUUUUGAGGGAGAGGAAUUAUAUUUCAGAGGCACACGAUGCAAGAAACAUGAUGUGAAUACAGAUACAAAGCCAGAGGAAAUGUUUGGUGACUCUCACACACCGGAUCAGGCUGUACUACGCCAUGGUGAUAGAGCAACAACAUCUGGUCAUGGGGUCGAUAUGAUUCUUUGGUCCACAAGAGAUGCAAUCAUAUCACAAGGAAUUCUCAAGCUGAUGCGGUCAAAGCUUCUGAGAAAAGAAAUAAAAGCAAAGCCAGACUCUUGUUGCCAGAAGAAAGAGGGUGAAGCUGAAGCUUGAUGAAACAAUACCCGUAGCUUACACAAAUAGCAAUCAAUCGGUCAAGCCCUGAAAGUAUUACUAUUCUGCUUUGACACUUUACUUGAAAAAAAAACUGAGUAUUUUGGGGCUCUUUGUGUUCUGAAACUUCUUGUCUCUCACGUUACUAUGUACAUGAAUUUUUUACCUGCACAAGGAACAAGGUUAUAGUAUAGUAUUGAUCUCAAGAAGUCGUAGAAUUUUACUUCUUGUUGGCGGAUGAAUAAUCCCAAUUUUUUUUC
Arabidopsis arenosa is the source of this 1549-nucleotide messenger RNA. The record is from the annotation of a GenBank genome assembly. NCBI's taxonomy places the organism in Eukaryota, Viridiplantae, Streptophyta, Magnoliopsida, Brassicales, Brassicaceae.